AUGACCCGAGGCGAGGACAGCAAUGGCACGGUGGCCAUGCCCCGACUGGAGGAUAUCCUUCGGUACCCGGAGGACCUGGACAAGAUCCUCGUCCUGAAAGCCGAGUAUUCGCGGAAGAAAGGCGCGGUGGACGCACAGCUCCGCGAGGGCCUCCGGGAUCAGCUGGAAUCCGUGCAGCGCAGCAUCAACGCGCUCACGGAGGGCCAGCGGCAGGUGUCCAAGACCAAGGACGAGCUGCAAGGCAUUGACAAACUGUGCGCGGAAUCCCAGAACAGCGUCGAGGAUUUCUCCCAGAUCGACAAGCUGGCCAAGGUGCAGCGGAACUUCGAAGCGACGCUGAUGAUGAAGAAGGGGCUGGAGACCUUCAGCGAGGACCUGGCCGUGGUCGAGGAUCUGCUGCGGGAGGACGACGACGACCUGGAGAACCAGCCCAACCUUCUGAAGGCCCAUAUGCACAUCUCCCGGCUGCGCGACUUCCGCGACGAGGCCAUGGACCAGAUACGCAAGGCGCAGGACCCCAGUAGUGAGCAGACGCUGGGGGAUUUCUUCCAGGGGCUCGAUUCCGUCAUCGACUGGUUCGAUGAUCAUCUGGGGACGGCCUGCAUGAAUCUCAUUCCGCUGGUGCAGUCGGACAACCCCGGCAUGGUAGUUCGGUUGGCGGUGGUGGUUAUGAACGAAGAGAAGAAUGAUGAGACGGUUCGUGCGUUGCAAGAGGCGCAGAAGGACCAUCAGGACCUGGCCGACCGAUUCAAGUCCAUGAACGUGGGCCCCAAGACGGUGAGAGGCUACAAGGAGAAGUUCCUGCAAGCAAUCGAGUUCUACGCACAGAACCAAUUCGACGAGACCAAGGAGGAAUUUCUUUCGAAUCCGGAUGAUCUCGAUAAGAGCUUCCGGUGGUUCUUCAACGACCUGUACACCGUGCAACAGGGUAUGCAGCCGCUGAUGCCCAAGAAGUGGAAGAUUUACAAGACUUACACGAAUAUGUAUCAUCGCAUGAUUCAUGAUCUCUUCAUUGAGAUGAUCAACGACUCGGAACUUCCAGCCGACAAUCUGCUGGCAAUUAUCCACUGGACGGAGAAGUACUACAAGAAAAUGGCCAAGCUGGGCUGGCAACAGUCCGACCUCCGACCGAACCUUCUCGACGACCGCGAGCCCGAGCUCAUCCGGCAAUGGCAGAACGUCAUCAUCCGCGCUGUUGAAGACUGGACGAACCGGAUCGCCGAAACAGAAAAGAAGAAUCUCGUGGAGCGGAUCCCCGACUCCCUGGACACAAACCCAGAGGGCUGCUUCCGCACCAAGACGCUUCCAGACAUGUGGCGUAUGCUGCACGAGCAGAUCAUGGCCUCGGGGGCCUCGUCGCGAACAGACGUCGUGGAGGGCAUCAUCGAUGCCAUGUUCGCGGUGCUCAAGAGCCGCCAAACGGCCUGGCAGGUCCUCGUCGACGAGGAGUGUGCGAAGUACAAGGCGCCCGGCGGCGACCAGCUCGACGGACUCCAGCUACUGCAGGACUGGCUCAUCGCGAUCGCGAACGACCAAAUCGCCUGCAUCGACGACAACGAGGAGACAGGCCAGCUGGGCUACCUGACGCGGUUCAAGCGCGAUUUCGAGACCAUCGUGGACCCCAAGUACAUGGCGUCGCGGGCGAUCCCGGAGCUGGAGGCGCUGCGCGACGGCUACGUCGACCUCAGCACGCACUGCCUGAACCAGUUCGUCGAGCUGAUCUUCGCCGUCGACUUCCGCGCCACCAUUUCGGACUUCUUCACGCAGAAGUGGUACAGCGACUUCGCCGUCAAGCGCAUCACCUCCACCUUCGAGGACUACAUGGCCGACUACACGCCUGUGCUGCACCCGUCGCUCAUCGACAUCCUCGUCGAGGAACUCUCCGACGAGCUCCUGGUCCGCUACCUCUCCUCCGUCCGCAACCGCGGCGUCAAGUUCCGCCACCACACCGACCCCUACACCGACAAGUUCAAGGACGACGUCCUCACCGUCUUCGCCUUCUUCCAGAACUACCCGGACUCCUUCGCCGGCACCAUCAAGCAGAAGUGGCGCCUGGUCGAUUGGUUGGUGCGCCUGCUCGAGACUGAAAAGGGCCCCGCGCUGGUCGCCGUCUACGAGAGCUUCAAGACCGAGUACUGGGAUCUGCAGCUCUCAUGGGUCGAGGCCGUCGUGCGCACGCGCGACGAUUUCGAGCGGAGCAUGAUCAGUGCCAUCAAGGCCAAGGCCGCGGAACUGUCGGUCGAACGCGGCAUGGAGACGCUCAUGAGUAAAGUUCGGUGA
Aspergillus homomorphus CBS 101889 is the source of this 2280-nucleotide messenger RNA. Its product is annotated as SNARE-binding exocyst subunit SEC6. The record is from RefSeq and is a predicted model, not a curated record. Gene Ontology annotation, cellular component: exocyst. The coding region runs from base 1 to 2280 and encodes 759 amino acids. Gene Ontology annotation, molecular function: SNARE binding. The transcript has a single exon. NCBI's taxonomy places the organism in Eukaryota, Fungi, Ascomycota, Eurotiomycetes, Eurotiales, Aspergillaceae. Gene Ontology annotation, biological process: exocytosis; exocyst localization.